This is a messenger RNA of Aspergillus calidoustus, 663 nucleotides long. The record is from the annotation of a GenBank genome assembly. NCBI's taxonomy places the organism in Eukaryota, Fungi, Ascomycota, Eurotiomycetes, Eurotiales, Aspergillaceae.
AUGUCGUCCUUUGGAACCCUCUACAGCUACCCGGGCAACCCCCGCGCCGCAAAGAUCCACGCGGUCGCAAACCUCAGCGGCCUCAGCAUAGCCGACGGCGCCUUCACAAUGGGCGAAACCAACCGAAGCGACGAUUUCCUCUCCAAAUUCCCGCUCGGCAAAGUCCCCGCCUUCACGAGCGCCGACGGCCUCAACCUCUUCGAGUCCGGCGCAAUCGCCACCUUUGUUGCUGAGAAUGGGUCAGCCAAGGACCAGCUGCUUGGAUCGACGCCCGCUGAGCGUGCGCUUAUCAAGCAGUGGAUUGAUCUCGCUGAGAAUGAAUUGACCACGCACUCGAUGACGUGUCUUAUCCCGAGGCUGGGAUAUAGGAAGUUCGAUGAGGCGGCAGAGGGCUUCGCGAUUCAGUGUAUGGAGCGUGUGCUUGCUGUUCUCGAGAAGCAUCUUUCCAGUGGGAGGAAGUUCGUCGCGACGGAGAGUCUGAGUCUGGCGGAUAUCACCAUUGCGCAAUCGUUGACUUGGGGGUUCAAGCUUGUUCUGGACGCGGAGGUUCGUGCGAAGUAUCCCGCUGUUGUUGAGUACUUUAAGCGUAUUGUUGCGAGUGAUGGGGUCAAGCAGGCGUUUGGGGAGCCGGAGUUUGUUGAGAAAAGGAGUGUUCCUCAGUGA